This is a messenger RNA of Hippoglossus stenolepis (Pacific halibut), 4065 nucleotides long. RefSeq names its product importin 9 (gene ipo9). NCBI's taxonomy places the organism in Eukaryota, Metazoa, Chordata, Actinopteri, Pleuronectiformes, Pleuronectidae. The record is from RefSeq and is a predicted model, not a curated record. Gene Ontology annotation, molecular function: small GTPase binding. Gene Ontology annotation, biological process: protein import into nucleus. The transcript has 24 exons. Bases 254 to 3379 code for a protein of 1041 amino acids. Gene Ontology annotation, cellular component: nuclear envelope; cytosol.
CCUUCAGACUAAAAGAUGCAUGUCCCCCCCGCUCCACAAGAGGGAGCAAGACUUUAAAAACAAAGACAAACAUUAAAAAAAACAACACGUGGGACGAACCGGACGACAAAAUGUGCUUCCUCCAGCAAAACCCCGCCUCCACGUUCCCAUGCAUUGGCGCGAUUCCCCUCCGCUCUCGGCUGCUUCUCCUCCCCGGCUCCUGGUGGUGGUGGUGGCGGCGGACUGACUCGAUUGCGGAGCUGCGGGUGAAAACAUGAGUGCGGCGGGUAGUGCUCGGUCCGGUCCGGCGGCCGGUCCCGUCCAGCAGGGGCUGAAGGAGGCGCUGAUCGAGACGCUGACCGCCAUCCUGUCCCCGGUGCAGGAGGUGCGCGCCGCCGCGGAGGAGCAGGUCAAAGUGCUGGAAGUGACAGAGGAGUUUGGCGUCCACUUGGCUGAACUCACAGUUGAUCCUCAGGGAGCACUCGCCAUCCGUCAGUUAGCAUCAGUCAUCCUGAAGCAGUAUGUGGAGACUCACUGGUGUUCCCAGUCAGAGAAGUUCAGGCCUCCUGAAACCACAGAUCAGGCUAAAGCUGCCAUCAGGGAGCUGCUGCCGGGCGGCCUGCGAGAGUCGAUCAGCAAAGUCCGCUCCAGUGUCGCCUACGCCGUGUCGGCCAUCGCCCACUGGGACUGGCCUGAGGCCUGGCCGCAGCUCUUCACUCUGCUGAUGGAGAUGCUGGUCAGCGGAGAAGUCAGUGCAGUGCACGGGGCCAUGAGGGUUCUCACAGAGUUUACUCGGGAGGUGACAGAUACACAGAUGCCGCUGGUGGCUCCGGUCAUCCUUCCUGAAAUGUACAAGAUCUUCACCAUGGCCGAGGUUUACAGUAUUCGUACCCGUUCCAGAGCAGUGGAGAUAUUUACCACCUGUGCCAACCUCAUCUGUGCUAUUGAAGAGCUGGAGAAGGGUGCAGCCAAAGCGUUGAUCUUCCCUGUGGUGCAGCAGUUCACAGUAGCGUUUGUGCAGGCUCUGCAGAUGCCGGAUGGACCCUCGUCUGACAGUGGUCUAAAGAUGGAAGUGCUCAAGGCUGUGACAGCGUUGGUUAAGAACUUCCCCAAACCCAUGGUGUCCUCCAUGCAGCAGAUAUUACCCAUCGUGUGGAACACACUGACUGAAAGUGCAGCUUUUUAUGUAAGAACAGAAGUCAACUACACAGAGGAAGUGGACGACCCAGUGGACUCAGAUGGUGAAGUUCUGGGUUUUGAAAAUCUUGUGUUCAGCAUCUUCGAGUUCGUCCACACGCUGCUGGAAAACAACAAGUUCAAGAGCACGGUGAAGAAAGCGCUGCCUGAGCUCAUCUACUACGUCAUCCUGUACAUGCAGAUCACUGAGGACCAGAUCAAAGUGUGGACAGCGAACCCGCAGCAGUUUGUGGAGGAUGAGGACGAUGACACUUUCUCCUACUCGGUCAGGAUCUCUGCUCAGGACCUGCUGCUGGCUGUGGCUGCAGAGUUUCAGAAUGAGAGCGCAGCAGCGUUGGCAGCGGCAGCGACCAGACACCUGCAGGAGGCGGAGCAAGCUCGAAACAGUGGCAACGAGCACUGGUGGAAGAUCCAUGAGGCCUGUAUGUUGGCUCUCGGCUCCGUCAAAACCAUCAUCACAGAGAACGUGAAGAACGGUCGUAUCCAGUUUGACAUGCACGGGUUCCUGGCCAGCGUUAUCCUCGCUGAUCUCAACCUGGCAGCGGCGUCUCCGUUCCUGCUCGGUCGGGCUCUGUGGGCCGCCAGUCGCUUCACAGCAGCCAUGUCUCCUGAGCUCAUCCAGCAGUUCCUCCAGGCCACCGUCAGCGGGCUUCACGACAGCCAGCCGCCCUCCGUCCGCAUCUCUGCGGUCAGGGCCAUCUGGGGGUACUGUGAUCAGUUGAAGUUGUCGGACAGCACCCACGUCCUUCAGCCCUUCCUCCCCAGCAUCCUCGAGGGACUGGUCCAACUGGCUGCCCAGUUCAGCUCAGAGGUGCUGACCCUCGUCAUGGAGACGCUGUGCAUCGUCUGCACCGUCGACCCGGCCUUUACCACCAGCGCCGAGAACAAGAUCUGCCCCCUCACCAUUGCUAUUUUCCUUAAAUAUAACAAUGACCCUGUGGUGGCGUCUCUGGCUCAGGACAUCUUUAAGGAGCUGGCACAGAUCGAAGGCUGCCAGGGCCCCAUGCAGAUGCGUCUCAUUCCCACGCUGGUCAGCAUCAUGCAGGCUCCGCCCGACAAGAUCCCAUCUGGACUCUGCGCUACGUCCAUAGACAUCCUGACCACAGUCGUACGCAACACCAAACCCCCCCCGUCAGAGAUGCUGGUGUGCCAGGCCUUCCCUGUGGUGGCACAGUGCACCUUACGUACCGAUGACAACACAAUAAUGCAGAACGGCGGUGAGUGCCUGCGGGCGUACGUCUCUGUCGGCUUGGAGCAGAUCGCCCAGUGGAGGGACGAGCAGGGGAACAGUGGCCUCUGGUACGUCAUGCAGGUGGUCAACCAACUGCUGGACCCCCGGACCUCUGAGUUCACUGCUGCCUUCGUGGGCAGGCUGGUCUCCACUCUGAUCUCUCGGGCAGGAACCGAGCUUGGGGAACAGCUGGACCAGAUCCUCCGAGCGAUUCUGAGCAAGAUGCAGCAAGCCGAGACUCUGAGCGUCAUGCAGUCCCUGAUCAUGGUGUUUGCUCACCUGGUUCACUCUCAGCUGGAGCCUCUGCUGGAGUUCCUGUGCAGUCUGCCUGGGCCGACGGGGAAACCCGCUCUGGAGUUUGUGAUGACGGAGUGGAUGAGCAGACAGCACCUGUUCUAUGGACAGUACGAGGGUAAAGUCAGCACGGUGGCGCUGUGCAAACUGCUGCAGCACGGCCUCAACACUGACGACAAACGUCUCCAGGACAUCGUGGUGAAGGGAGAGGAGAUCUACAGUCAUGAGGACGGCAUCCGAACACGAUCCAAAUCUGCCAAAACCCCAGAGCGGUGGACCAACAUUCCUUUGCUAGUGAAGAUUUUUAAAUUGAUCAUCAAUGAGCUGUCGACAGUAGUGGAGGCGAACGCCAGCCGGACGAACGCAGGAGACUGGACCCAAGACUCCAGCGGUAUGUGGGAGGAGGAGGAAGAGGCCGAGGAUGACGAGGAGGAAGAUGACGGACUAGCAGGGCAGCUGCUUUCUGAUCUCAUUGCCUCCAACAAAUAUGAUGAUGAUUAUUAUGAGGAUGAUGAUGAGGAUGAUCCAGAUGCAUUGAAAGACCCCAUCUAUCAGAUUGAUUUACAGGCUUACCUGACAGACUUCCUGACGCAGUUCGCCCAGCAGCCGUGUUACAGCAUGUUCUCAGGCCACCUCAACAACGCCGAGCGACAAACCCUGCAGUCGAUAGGCCUCUAGCCCCUCCCCCCCGCCCCGUCUGCCACUCCAAGACACAAUCCUCCAUCAGCCCCGACACUCUUCUAUUGCCCCAUCGCUUACGCUCUCAUGAAUUUACAAAAAAAAAGGUUUGGGAUGUCGGUCCUGGCAGAGGGAGAGGAUGGGGUGGGAAGAGACGCAUGCACUUACCCAGAAGUCCUCAGUUUCUCCACACACGUGAUGGGAGGAAGGACUUUGCAGAUGAAGAGGUGAGAGACUGCACAGAAGGUCGGAGGACUCCCCUUUCUGGAGUCAUUUCAGAUGGGACCAGAGGAAAGAAUAAAGAGUCCCGAGGCUUCAGUCGGACAAUGAAAUAUGAACAGACUAUUUUGAAAUGUUCAGUUUGUAACUAAGCCCGUUAUUUUGGUGUUUCUGUAUAAAUAAAGUUUAAUGCAACAUGGAAAACAAGAGACUUUACCAUUGAUCGAAGGAAAGUUUAAAAAACAAUUACAUCCUGCUCUCUGGAGAGGGAGGGAAACGUUGGAGGCCUUAUUCCAGAAAACAUUGACUGUUUCUGACUCAAGGAAAAGCUCUCUGGUUAUGAUGUAGGGUAUUUGGGAAUUCACACUGUUGCCAUGGUGAUUCACAGCCUUGUCAUUCCCUUGUACCCAUUGAAAUUUGGGAUGGAAACAUUUCUAAAUAAAAGUCCAGGUUGGACAACACUUCCA